Messenger RNA from Diplodia corticola, 1536 nucleotides. RefSeq names its product mfs transporter. The record is from RefSeq and is a predicted model, not a curated record. The coding region runs from base 1 to 1536 and encodes 511 amino acids. NCBI's taxonomy places the organism in Eukaryota, Fungi, Ascomycota, Dothideomycetes, Botryosphaeriales, Botryosphaeriaceae. The transcript has 7 exons. Gene Ontology annotation, cellular component: membrane. Gene Ontology annotation, biological process: transmembrane transport. Gene Ontology annotation, molecular function: transmembrane transporter activity.
AUGGACAUCGCCAAGAAUGACACCAGCAAGAUCGAAGAUGCCGAGACGUUAUCAUCCACGGCAAAUCAGCCGCGCAUCCAGUUGCCACCCACGCUGCGCGAGUUAUCCGACGAGGAGCGCGAGAGAUUGAUGGUGCAAGUCAAGAGGAAAAUCGAUCUGAGGCUACUGCCGAUGAUGUUACUGAUGUACAUCAUGAACUACCUCGAUCGCAACAAUAUUGCGGCGGCCAAGAUUGCGGGAAUGAGCGAUGACCUGAACCUGAAGGGGAACCAGUAUCAGACCGCUUUGAGCAUCCUUUUCGUUGGAUACUUGCUGAUGCAGGUGCCCUCCAACUUGAUGCUCAACAAACUCGGCAAGCCUGCCUUGUACCUUCCAACAUGUAUGGUGUUUUGGGGCAUCAUCUCCACCUGCACAGGGGCUGUCCAGUCCUUCGGUGGACUGAUAGCUUGUCGUUUCGUUCUCGGCUUCGUCGAAGCGGCGUACUUUCCUGGCUGCCUCUAUUACCUUUCAGCAUGGUACACAAGGAAAGAGCUUGUCCUCAGGACUGCGAUCCUCUACUCAGGGUCUCUCCUCUCAGGAGCAUUUUCGGGGUUGAUUGCAGCUGGUAUUACAGACAACAUGGCUGGUGUGCGAGGUCUUGGUGCGUGGAGAUGGCUGUUCAUCAUUGAGGGCGCUAUCACGGUUUUCCUUGCGCUGAUAGCGUUUUUCAUCAUGCCCAACUUCCCACGCACAACGACCUGGCUUUCGGAACAAGAGAGGCAACUGGCGGUCUGGAGGCUCCAAGAAGACAUCGGCGAGGACGACUGGGUCAACGCCGAGGAGCAGACCUUCUUCCACGGCUUCAAGCUCGCCGCCAAGGACCCCAAAGCCUGGCUCCUCCUAGCGACCAUCUACGGCUUCACCUCCUCCGGCACCGUCACCACCCUAUUCCCCAGCGUCGUCGAGGGCCUCGGCUACGGCAAAGUAGCCACCCUCCUCCUCACCGUCCCACCAUACGUCAUCGGCGUCAUCGCCAUCCUCAUCAACGCGUGGCACGCGGACCGCACGCGCGAACGCUACCUGCACGUGGCGCUGCCGCCGCUGCUCGCCGUCGCGGCCUUCAUCAUCGCGGCCGCGACGGUGCAGUUCGGGCCGCGCUACUUCGCCAUGUGCCUCAUGAUCGGGGCCAACUACUCGGGCUACGUCGUCGCGCUCGCGUGGAUCUCGAACACGCUGCCGCGACCGCCCGCCAAGCGCGCCGCCGCCCUGGCCGGAAUCAACGCCCUGUCCAACGUGUGUCAGAUCUACUCGCCGUAUAUGUAUCAAGAUUCGUACGCUCCGCGUUACGUCGUGCCGAUGAUUGUCAACGCCAUCACGUCGCUGUGGGCUGCCUUCUUCGCGACUGUCCUGCGCAUCGUGCUCGUGCGGCUGAACAAGAAGAUCGAGGCCGGCAUCUCGCUUCUGGAGCAGGGAAGCGACGAGGAGCGGAGGCGGGCGAUCGAAGAGCAUGGGCUUCCUGGGGAGGCGGUCGACAAGGGUUUCAGGUUCUUGGUAUGA